GGUUGUAAAUACUUAUAAAUGUUAAUUAGGCUUAAGGCUCGCACUAAUAAUAGAAGCGCUGGACAUGCCACUGCAUCGCAGCCAUAGAACUACGAGAGCCACAAGCAUUAGCACGCGGUUUAACUGCCACAACCAACGUGCGCAUCUUCAGAGCUGGCCAUGGAGCAGAAGUCAUCGUUAUCCGUGCGAUGGCUGCGGCGCUAUCGUGUCUGCUUUGUAAUAUUACUUUUAAUUGUUGCCAUCCAACUAUUUCUGGCUUACAAAUCGGUUGAGCUGGAUUUAGCGGGCGCACUGCGCACGCAUCGUGAUGCUCGGGAGGCGGAAGCGCCGCCACCAGAGCCCAUUACCAGGCCAACUCCUGUGCAGGCUGGUGGUAAGCACUUACGCAUAACUUCUAAGGAACUGGGCUUUGAGCCCGAAUGUGAUAUCAAUGCCAAGGAAGCAAUAUCGGCACUGCAGCGUGCCAAGACGAAAGACUGCCGUCAACAUAUCGCCAGCAUAGCCUGUGCCAUUCAAGCCGGACGCUUCUAUGCGACCCAUCUUCAGAGCAGCUGUCCCGCAGGCAACCAUAGAGCCAAUGUAUCGCUGGGUUGCUAUCGUGAUGAGAGGGAUUCACGCCUGCUGGGUGGCUACUUUACCAGCUUCAAAACGUCCAAUUCACCAGGCAGCUGUGUGGAACUCUGCCUGCAGUCCGGUUAUCCGUAUGCGGGUGUGCAAUACGCCCGCGAAUGCUUCUGCGGCUUCGAUACGCCCCCUAGUUCCGCCAAACUGGCCGACUCAAGUUGCAAUAUGAAAUGCAUAGGCAACGCCAAGGAAAUCUGUGGCGGUAUCUAUGCCAUGAAUGUCUAUGAAACGGGCAUUGCCAAAUUUACGCCACAAUUGGCAGUCAGCACUCUAGCGCCGGGGCAAGAACCACGUGCCGUUCGCAUUGCAUUUCUGCUGACAUUGAACGGUCGCGCCCUUCGUCAGGUCCACCGACUGCUGCGCGCGUUAUAUGCGCCCCAGCACAUUUACUACAUACACGUGGAUGCGCGUCAGGAUUAUCUGUAUCGUAAAUUGCUGGAACUGGAGCCAAAGUUUCCCAAUAUACGUUUAGCACGGAAGCGUUUCUCGACAAUUUGGGGCGGCGCCUCGCUGCUGACCAUGCUGCUGCAGUGCAUGCAAGAUUUGCUGCAGUCCAGCUGGGAAUGGGACUUUGUCAUCAAUUUGAGCGAAAGUGAUUUUCCUGUAAAGACGCUGGACAGGCUGGUCGAAUUUCUGAGCGCAAAUCGUGGCCGUAACUUUGUCAAAGGCCAUGGCCGUGAAACGCAGCGCUUCAUACAGAAGCAGGGCCUGGACAAGACGUUCGUGGAGUGCGAUACGCACAUGUGGCGCAUUGGCGAUCGCAAGCUGCCAGCCGGAAUACAGGUGGAUGGUGGCAGCGACUGGGUGGCGCUAUCCCGUCCAUUCGUCAACUAUGUAACGCACCCGGCUAUAGAUGACGAGCUGCUGCAGGCACUGCUGCACUUGUUCCGGCACACCCUGCUACCCGCCGAAUCCUUCUUCCAUACGGUGCUGCGCAACACGCAGCAUUGCGAUACCUAUGUGGACAACAAUCUGCAUGUGACCAACUGGAAACGCAAGCAGGGCUGCAAGUGUCAGUACAAGCACGUGGUGGACUGGUGCGGCUGCAGUCCGAAUGACUUCAAGCCUGAGGACUGGCCGCGGCUAGAGUCUACCGCGACGAAGUCUCUGUUCUUUGCGCGCAAAUUCGAGCCGAUUAUCAAUCAGGCGGUGCUGCUGCAGCUGGAGGAGUGGCUCUUUGGACCCUACACCAGCGAGUACGUCAAUCUACGUGGCUAUUGGCAGUCGCUCUACCACCACGAGGAUGUUCACGGUGCUGGCGAUGAUCUGGCGCGGACAGUUGGCGACAGCCUAAUGCGCCAGUCUGCUCAGCAGUUCAAGCUGGAUGCAGUGCAGCUGCUGGAGCUAACACAUUACCUGCAUCGGGAUCAGUAUAAGGGAUUCCUAGUGCGCUACAGUGCACUGGUAAGGAACACUUCCAAAGAGCUGCAGCUGGAGUCGCGUGUGCGGCCGGUGCAGCAUGGAAAAGUGGCGAAAAAUUCACGUGUCACCAAGCGCCUGCGCAACUUUGAGGUCUCCACGGACUUCGAUCAGAAGGAGCAGGUGGCGCGCAACUUCGCCAAGCUGUUGGGUCCACACAGUGAUCUAAUGCUGAGCUAUACAUAUCAGGGAGUCGCUGGCUCACAGGACACAUCGCACUCGUACAAUUUGACGCUGAUCUGGCUGGAUCCAUUCGAUCGACUGCAGGACUUCAAUGAGCUGCAUGUGGAGGACUCCCAAGUCGAUGUUAUCAACCACUCCAAGACGCUACUCAAGCGCCCGCUUACGCCCGGCAUCUGGACAGCCAAGCUAAUUGGACGCACCUCCAUCUAUGCGCAGCUCAAGUUUCUAGUCGCUCCCCUGGCCUAUGCCAACGGUGAGCCUAUUCAUACAGCAGCAGCUGCACGUGCUCAGAACGGUGGUCAAGCUGUGUCGCUGCCCGCUAACUUUGAGAUGCCCGCGGAGUGGCAGCAACAUCUGCCCAGCGCGAACGAAGUCAAGACCCUACUCGAUGAGGCAUUAGCUCAUGCGGAACUCAUUGGUCAGCCUUUGUACAGCCGGAUCGAUGAUUUGGUUGGCAAAUUCUUUCUACUGCGUGAAACCUGCAUCGUGGACGGAAAUAGCGUGCUGCCGGAGCUGCCGCUUUGUCGAGACACCACCUGGAGCUCGCUGGCUCCGGAUCCCAAGAGCGACAUGUAGUCGCUGCUCAAGCGCCGAUAUAUAGGUUGAGUCAUUUGUUAUAGCCAUUUUCGUAAACGCAACCAUUGAAGUUUUUUUUUUACCAUUUGUUAUUCAUAUUGUUUUUGUACAUAGCUGUGAAUGUCUCUCGCUCCGUGUGUUUUUUAGCCAUCUCGUACGAAUACUUAAUAAUCAUAUUUUCGAUAAGAACCUUUUAGAUCCAAUAUUAUGCUCAACGCACACAGAACUCAAAUUAAUUGAAAGUUAACUCGACCCUUGCAUAAGCACCGAUACACGAUUUUUAUUUAGUUUUAGAUGCCAAUGUUAAUUUUAUGCACCUGAGCUUAAACUUGAGGAGAAACCUGAUUUCCAUUAAGAAAUCUUAUACUGUAAUCUAUAGAGUUCCAAAUAGAUCUGUAUAUAUAUAUAUUAACAAAUUUAUCUAGAUAGAAUACCAAUAAUUACCUUAUAUACAGAAUCGUCCAUUAUGAUAAUGAGCUUAUGCAAGAGCAUAUUAACUUUCGAUUUCGUCACCCUAAUCUUAAGUGUUUUGCCUUCAAUCUUCUGCACACUUUUCAAACUCUUUCCGAUUAAGAUUCAACUCAAAUCCUUGCUUCUUUUAUAAUGUUGUGAUAUGUGUAAGAUGGGAAUGAGUUUGGGGACUUGCAUCUUGAAUGCUCGCAAGUUUUUAAUGAGUAUUACAAACAUUAUUAUUGUUAGCCUUUAAGUAACUAUGCGAUGCAAUUGUAACACUGGACAUAUUCGUAUAACUUUACCGUUUAGUAUAAACUUUUGAACUAUGCAACUA
Molecule: messenger RNA, 3589 nt
Organism: Drosophila navojoa
Lineage: Eukaryota; Metazoa; Arthropoda; Insecta; Diptera; Drosophilidae
Gene: oxt
Product: Xylosyltransferase oxt
Biological process (GO): chondroitin sulfate proteoglycan biosynthetic process; heparan sulfate proteoglycan biosynthetic process
Cellular component (GO): membrane
Molecular function (GO): protein xylosyltransferase activity
Source: RefSeq, a predicted model, not a curated record